UCCGAGCAGUUACUUGCUCCAGCUCCGCCUUGAUCUAAACAGGAAGCCUGUUGGACCUUAGUGCAGCUGAAAGCAAGCCCUUUGGACCCUAGUGUAGUUGUAAGCAAGCGGGUCGGAUCUGCUAGCUAUCUGCUGGAGAAGCAGCAACACCGCCUCUGGAUCAGUUGGAUUUGCAGCCUAGGUGUGCCCAGCUGUAAACAUAGCAGCUUGUUUUCACGCCAAAACGCGGAGUGAAGGAAUGUCGCCAACAUAAAAAGGUCAAUGUGUCGACUACAGGACCUCUACAGGGUUGUUGUCAAUGUAGGUCCCUGACGUCUUCAGUCUGCUGCCAGUCUGUUUAGUUAGUUAACCCAUCUCUUCCUGCAUCAGACCACCAUCACCCUCCUGCAUCACACCCAGGCACCCUCCUCAGACACCUGGCCAAUCGCUUGUUCUGAACAGCGUUACCAUGGACACCGAGUCCACCCACUCUGGCUACUCCAACAGAUCCAACAGACAUGGGGAGCAGAGUCGGCGUGAGCGGCGUAAGCUCAGCAGUAAGGACAGCAGCCGGUCAGAGCGGUCUGUAAUCAUCAACAGCCCCUACGGGCCCACUCAGGCCUCCCCCAACCACAACAGCGAGCCCCUGCUAGAAGUCCCCAGCUCUGUGGCUGGAGACGAGGCUCCAAGCCUCCAGGAUGAUAACUGGGGGGAAACCACCACGGCGGUGACUGGCACCUCAGAGCUUAGUCUAUCCCAGGAGGAGGUGGUUGGUCUGGGGAAGAGGUCAGAGGACGGCCUGGGGCAAGGCUGUCGGCGUUACGCUCCCCUAGCUCUGGGCCUCUGUGUGGGGCUACUGGUCCUGGCCACCCCUCUGGCCUUCCUGGUCCUCCCGGCGGUGCUGUGGCCGGCCAGGCUGCAGGCCUGUGGCUCAGCCUGCGAGGGCCUCUUCCUCUCUGUGUCCUGUAAACUUCUCAUCCUUCUGCUAGCUGUGUGGGCGAUCUUCCUGCGCCAGGCCCGUGCCAGCCUGCCCAGGGUGUGUGUGUACCGAGCCCUCCUGGCCAUGCUCACACUGCUGCUCACAAUCUCCUACUGGCUGUUCUAUGGGGUCCGCAUUCUCGACUCACAGGAUGAGGACUACCAGGGUAUCGUCCAGUUCGCUGUGUCUCUGGUGGACUCUCUGCUGUUUGUCCACUACCUGGCCAUUGUUCUGCUGGAGCUCAGACAGCUCCAGCCCUGCUACAGCCUGUGUGUUAUACGCUCCACUGACGGAGAGACACGCUACUACAACCUGGGACAGCUCAGUAUUCAGAGGGCAGCGCUGUCUCUGCUGGAGUUCUACUACAGGGACUUCCCUCUCCAUAACCCUGCCCUUCUCUCCGCCUCCAAGCACCGUGCCGCCAAGCACCUGGCCGGCCUCAAGGUCUACACCGUGGACGCGUUUAAAGCUAAAGUGAGAGCUUACCUUUUGGACAAUGACAGCCCAGUGAACCCAGCGGGGCCAGCAGGGGGAUCAGGGGGAUCGCAGGUGGGGGGUCAACCGCGGGCCAUGAUCUCUGCAGCAGCCAGGCGCAGAGACGCCACUCACAACGAACUAUACUACGAAGAGGCCGACCAUGACCGACGGGUCCGCAAACGCAGAGCCAGGCUAGUGGUGGCUGUGGAGGAGGCCUUCAUGCAUGUGAGGCGGAUGCAGCAGGAGGAGCAGAAAGCAUCCCCUGGGGAUGUGAUGGACGUACGGGAAGCGGCCCUGGCCAUCUUCCCCUCCAUGGCCCGCGCCCUGCAGAAAUACCUCCGAACCACCAGAAGGCAGCACUGCCACAGCAUGGACAGCAUCCAGAGACACUUGGCCUUCUGCCUCACACACAACAUGAGCCCCAAGGCAUUCCUGGAGGCCUACCUGUCCCCUGGUCCUACGCUACAGUAUGGUCGAGAGCGCUGGAUGGCCGGUCAGUGGACUCUGGUCAGCGAGGCUGCGGUCACUAGCGGUCUAAAGGAGGACACAGUCUUCUCACUGAGGUGUCUAGAUUUCAGCCUAGCGGUAACAGUCAAGUCCAUCCCCUACAUUGAAAUGACAGAGGAGUACGUCGAUCCAAAGUCACACAAGUUUACCCUGAGUCUCCAAUCUGAAACAUCAGUCUAACAGACGCAUGUAGAAGAACUGUGGGAAUUCUAGACUUGUCUUUUUUGAGUUCAGUUUCUUAAACCCUCUUUUACUUUGACAUGCUAUUUUGCUUUUGUCUUCUAUUUAUAUUACCGGUGUUCAUAAAGAUUAUUUUGGCUACUUUGAGAUUUGUUAUUGUACGUAAUUGAUAUGAACAGAUGCAUAUUGGAUAUUGUAACAAGAUGAAGUGUUAGCUGGUCAUAUAAUAGUUAAUAAAUGGUAGGGAUCCCCAGCCCUAUGGCUCUUUUGGAGUGAAGAUGACCGAUGGAGAGAGUUAGGGAACAUGCUCUGAUUUCUAUUGUCCUGAGGCACACUGGAACAUUGAAUUAUGUCAGCGGGUUUUCAAUACACUGUAGAUGACCCUCCCGCAUUUUGUUCUUCCUCUGUGUGUGUGUGUGUCUGUGUGUGUGUGCGUGUGUGUGUGACUGUGUGUGUAUGUAGGGGGGUAUUUUCAUAUGGUCUGCCCUGCUAAUAUGAAUGAAAUACUACCUAAUAAUCACAAACAGUUCAGGUUCAGUUUUAUCAAACUAAGAAUUGCUUUUCUUUACAGUUAAUGGAUUGUACAUGUGUGUUUUUAUAUACGGUUGAAGUCGGAAGUUUACAUACACUUAGGUUGGAGUCAUUAAAACUCGUUUUUCAACCACUCCACAAAUUUCUUCUUAAAAAACUAUAGUUUUGUCAAGUCGGUUAGGACAUCUACUUUG
Molecule: messenger RNA, 2847 nt
Organism: Oncorhynchus mykiss (rainbow trout)
Lineage: Eukaryota; Metazoa; Chordata; Actinopteri; Salmoniformes; Salmonidae
Product: vang-like protein 1
Biological process (GO): multicellular organism development
Cellular component (GO): membrane
Source: RefSeq, a predicted model, not a curated record